This is a messenger RNA of Syngnathus acus (greater pipefish), 1982 nucleotides long. Its product is annotated as fibroblast growth factor 13-like. The transcript is spliced from 5 exons. NCBI's taxonomy places the organism in Eukaryota, Metazoa, Chordata, Actinopteri, Syngnathiformes, Syngnathidae. Gene Ontology annotation, cellular component: cytoplasm. Bases 103 to 843 code for a protein of 246 amino acids. Gene Ontology annotation, molecular function: fibroblast growth factor receptor binding; growth factor activity. Gene Ontology annotation, biological process: regulation of cell migration; positive regulation of protein phosphorylation; positive regulation of gene expression. The record is from RefSeq and is a predicted model, not a curated record.
CAAACGGGAUUCCGGGUGUCCAGGUGGCGAGAUUUGGGAAGCGUCCCGCCUCCAAACCGGCGAGGUGGAGAUGAAAGAUUGAUGAAGUCCUAAUGGCCUCUAAUGUCCUAUAACGAUCGGCCGACUGGGGCGGGCGGGCCUAAUGGAUCCGGAGCCCAGGAGAGAAUCGAGCGCUCGCAACUUCCGCGACUGGCCGACGGGAAGUUGCCGAAUGCCACAAAUGCCAGGAGCGCAGAGGCUCCGGAGCUCCGCUGGCGCAGCAUGACCUUCCCUCUUCGCAGAUCCACCUCAGAGCCGCAGCUGAAAGGCAUCGUGACGCGGCUGUCAAGUCGGCAGGGCUUCCAGCUGCAGCUUCAGCCCGAUGGCACCAUCGAUGGAACCAAAGAAGAAGACGCCGCCUACGCCGUGUUCAAUCUGAUCCCCGUGGGACUUCGUGUGGUCGCCAUCCAAGGCGUCCAAACCAAACAGUACCUGGCCAUGAACAGCGAGGGCUUCCUCUACACUUCCGAACACUUCACGCCCGAGUGCAAGUUCAAGGAGUCAGUGUUCGAGAACUACUACGUGACCUACUCGUCCAUGAUGUACCGCCAGCAGGCGUCGGGCCGAGCCUGGUACUUGGGACUCGACAAGGAGGGCGCCAUCAUGAAAGGCAACCACGUCAAGAAGAACAAGGCCGCCGCCCACUUCAUUCCCAAACCGCUCAAAGUGGCCAUGUACAGAGAGCCGUCCCUUCACGACCUGACCGAGCUGUCGCGCUCAGGCAGCGGCACACCGACUAAAAGUCGCUCCGCUUCGGCUCUACUCAAUGGAGGGAAGUCGCCUAGCAACAACGAUCUGUCCUAGCCCCACCCUCGCCUGCUCAAGCCCACCCCACACGCACACACACACACAAACACACACACACGGUCUGCGUUGGAAAUCAUUCACUCCUUUUCUAUCAGAUGCAGACGGCGAAUUCAACAGUCAUCACUACGGCGUGAUUUUUCUACAGUGGACCUUGAGAGCUCCCCAAAAAAGAUCUUCUGCGUUGGCAAUCAUUUGCUCAUUCCCAGUCAACGCGCACCUAAGGCAGAUUUGAUUCUCGAAAGCAACUUUCGAGCCGCCGUCCGUUUUGGAGGGGAGGGGCCUAUCUUCUCCUCAUGCUCAUCACGCCCCAGCGGCACACGGGCCUGCAAAGACAAUCGUCUGACAGACUGAAGACGCAUCCAAAGAGGAAGGCGGGCUGUUGCUAGGGAACAGACGGCCAUGUUUACACGGAGCCGGUGGCGGCCAUCUUUGUAGCUGUUAGCGAGGCGUGGCGCGUGCCCGCAAGCUGCGACGUUUACAAGCCCGCCUUGCUCUUCACGAGACAAUUCUUGGCAAACCACAACAAGGCAUCUUGCACACUCGUUUGGACAUGCCAUUUUCCCAAGCUUUCCAUGACAAACUGAAUGAAAAAUUGCCCUACUGGUACAUUUUGCAACCGAGUCAAAUAACGUCAAAUUACUCAUUCGGGACAGAUCCAAGUCAAAGCAUUCCAACUUCAACUUGUUCCGCUCACUCAGGACAUUUGCGCUUUUCCUAAUCACUCACUACUUUGCUGUGUUAGCAUGGCAGCCGUGAGCAACCAACUCCGCCCCCAGCUCCGAUUGCACAUUUCUUCCAUUUCAAAGAAAUCUCCAGCACUGGAGUGCCACGUCGCAACUUCUCCGCAAAUGGCGUCGUCUUUUUUGCUUCCUUAGUUUGCUCCCGUUUGUAGCCCGGUGCUUGUCUUGCCGCAUGAGCGCUCGCUCGCUGACGUCCGGCCUCGUAUCAGCAUGCCGAGGUUGCUCAUUAUGUUUACGCUCGCCGGAGGGCGCCAGUGAGCCACAAGGGACAAACCAGAACACUCGCGACGGGGACCAACGAGAAAGCGGUGGCGGCCGACGGGGGAGCGCCGAACCCUUUCCUUCCCGCUGUGGACUGAACUUGACAUGCACUGAAUAAACUUUGUAAACAAGUCA